AUGAUGAGGAGAAAGCCAGCGGCGGUGGCGGUGGCGCAGCUGCCACAGCGCAUGCUGGUUGUGGCUGCUGUUGUGCUGCUGGCGGUUGUGCUGGCUGUUGCGGGUGUCGAAGCACAAGCACAGCAACAGCAGGAACAUCAGGAACUUCAGCAGCAGCAGAAACAGCAAGGACAGUCGCAGCAACAGCAGCAACAACAGUCGCAGCAGAUGCCGCCUUGGCCACAGUACAGGCGGUUUGCGAAUCGAACAGGGUACAUGGAGAGCAUGACCUUCAACGAGCACCCGACCAUCAAAUGGGCGUUUGAGGUGCGUCAGGGUGUCGUGGAGGGCUCCUUUGCCGUGUCCCAGGACGCCAUCUUCUUUGGCACGACCAGCGGCAUGGUUCACGCCUUGGACCGCACAUCGGGAGAGUCGCUGUGGAACAUGACGACGAGAGGGCCCAUCGUGUCCACUCCGUGCUUGCCGCUCCUGGGCCAGUUUGUGGCCGUCACGUCGCUGGACGGCAGCUUCUACAAGCUGGAUGCUGCACACGGGUACUUGGCCUGGCGCGAUGUCACGGGCGCCGCCAUCCCUGCCUCGCCCCUUCUUCUCCAGGACGACCACCACGUUGCCAUUGUCAACGAGGAUGGCUUGGUCAUCAUGUACGACACGCGCGCUCUCCACGUGUCCCGUGUGUGGACGUUUGAUACCAAACAGCAUGUGCAGGCCAGCCUUGCCUCGGACGGCUCUGUCAUCUUCGUUGCCACCAUGGCAGGCACCGUCAUUGCCCUCAGCCAAGCCCAUGGGAUGGAGCUGUACCGCGUGGCGGUUGGCGGCGCGGUGUGGAGUGCACCUGCAGUGAGCAACUCGCUGUCCAUGCUGUAUGUGCCGACCGAUGACUACAGGCUCCACGCCAUCCCCAUCAACGACACCGCUGACCAGUGGACGGUGCAGUAUGAGGUGACGAGCGGGUAUGGGUCAAUUACGCCGGCGCUCGACGACAACAACACGCUUGUGUUUGGCGGCUGGGACUUCAACAUUCGCGGAUACAACGCGUGCACGGGGGGCGUCAUCUGGUCCUUUUCAAUUGGCAACUGGCUGUUUUCGUCGCCCAUUGCUGGUCCUGGCGGCGCUGUUGUCUUUGGUGGCCUCUCCUCCCCCGUCACCUUCCUCAACGCCUCCGCUGCCGCCCCAACACCAGCACGCCCGCGCAUGAAGGGCCAGGUGUUCUCGUCUGCGGCGGCAGAUGCCAACGGCACCGUCUUCAUUGCACACAGAAAUGGAUUCGUGUACGCCAUUGAAGCUGCGCGUGCGCGCGGGUUUGCGGACCGGGGCAUCAUCGUGGUUGCCUCCAUCGCUGCUGCGCUGCUUGUCAUCGUCGGCGCCAUCGCCUUUCUACUGCCACCUUCGCUCUCGCUCGGUCCGCAGUAG
Molecule: messenger RNA, 1410 nt
Organism: Salpingoeca rosetta
Lineage: Eukaryota; Choanoflagellata; Craspedida; Salpingoecidae
Exons: 8
Coding region: 1-1410 (469 amino acids)
Biological process (GO): amino acid activation for nonribosomal peptide biosynthetic process
Molecular function (GO): protein binding
Source: RefSeq, a predicted model, not a curated record